AUGUCAAAGGCACUCGAAGCGGCCUUGAAGGUCACCCGUCUGGCUACGGAGGCAUUCAAGGAGUCCAAGCCGCAUCUGGAAGAUCUGGAUGAAGGCGACAAGGACGCUGCACUUGAACAAAUUUAUCACGAUAUAGAGGAUACUAUAGUUCCCAGAUUUGAGCAUGUGAAGUCUCUUUAUUCGCGUAUAAAGCCCGGAAUGAUAGCCCAGUGGUCCGCCGAAGAGGUUGAUAGUAUCAGGGAAGCCCAUCUUGAGCUUUUUAGAGCAACACGUGAUUACGUCGUAACCAUGCGAGACGCAAACCCUUCGAGAGUUCGUUACCGUGUCAUCGCAGAGGGAAAUAUACGACAUGUUUAUCAUGAGAUGCAGAACCUGGCAGCAUUGGGGAGCAAUAGGGUCAGUGCAAUCCUUUUCCCACCAAACAUGGUCAAAGUGAGCACCGCAGAACAACGAAGUAAAGGAGACUGGUCGAACGAUGACGACGUUGGUGGCAACGGGGAUGACAACGGGGAUGACAACGGGGAUGACGACUGUGGUGACUACGGUGAUAAGUUGUACGUCGGUGAGAAUGCAGGGGAUAUGUGGCUCAGGUUAGCCGACGUUCUUUUCACUACUCUGAUAGCAUGGAAUGGCGGUGAAAAUUUUAUUUAG
Messenger RNA from Aspergillus nomiae NRRL 13137, 651 nucleotides. RefSeq lists its product as uncharacterized. The transcript is spliced from 4 exons. NCBI's taxonomy places the organism in Eukaryota, Fungi, Ascomycota, Eurotiomycetes, Eurotiales, Aspergillaceae. The record is from RefSeq and is a predicted model, not a curated record. Bases 1 to 651 code for a protein of 216 amino acids.